Ctenocephalides felis (cat flea) is the source of this 500-nucleotide messenger RNA. Its product is annotated as iron-sulfur cluster assembly 2 homolog, mitochondrial-like. Gene Ontology annotation, cellular component: mitochondrion. NCBI's taxonomy places the organism in Eukaryota, Metazoa, Arthropoda, Insecta, Siphonaptera, Pulicidae. Gene Ontology annotation, molecular function: iron ion binding; 4 iron, 4 sulfur cluster binding; 2 iron, 2 sulfur cluster binding. The record is from RefSeq and is a predicted model, not a curated record. The coding region runs from base 63 to 500 and encodes 145 amino acids. Gene Ontology annotation, biological process: iron-sulfur cluster assembly. The transcript is spliced from 3 exons.
AAUUUGCAUACGAUCAAACGUCAAAAUUUUGCACUAAAUUUGAAUCCUGACAAAAACUAGAUAUGGUAACGUUAUUGAACGCGCUUUUGAGAAAACAAAUUCGUUCUAAUAUUAAGUUAGAACAGAAUGCAAUUUCUGUAUUUGCAUCACGACUUUAUACAACAGAUGUAAAACAAGAUUUAUUACUUACUGAAUCUUGCGUCAAGCGUUUGAAAGAAAUUUGUGAAAAUGAUCAAUUUUUGAGAGUUGUCGUCGAGGGUGGAGGGUGCUCAGGAUUCCAGUACAAAUUUGAUCUUGACACCAAAAUUGCAGAAGACGAUAAAAUAUUUGGUACUGGAAACAGUCGAGUUGUAGUAGACAAAGAUUCCUUAGAAUUUCUAAAAGGCGCAACAGUAGACUACCAUGCUGAGCUAAUAAGAACAGGCUUUAAAAUUUUAUCGAACCCUAGGGCUGAACAAGGAUGCUCCUGUGGAUCUUCAUUUGCAUUAAGGUUAGAUUAA